Messenger RNA from Rhipicephalus sanguineus (brown dog tick), 834 nucleotides. RefSeq names its product SOSS complex subunit B2-like. The record is from RefSeq and is a predicted model, not a curated record. Gene Ontology annotation, cellular component: SOSS complex. Lineage: Eukaryota; Metazoa; Arthropoda; Arachnida; Ixodida; Ixodidae. Gene Ontology annotation, molecular function: DNA binding. Gene Ontology annotation, biological process: mitotic cell cycle checkpoint signaling; double-strand break repair via homologous recombination; response to ionizing radiation.
GUUCUCUAGCCGCAUGCGCAUCGCCAGCAUCGCUGCAUUUCUCGCGUGUCGCCGCCGCCGCCGCCCGCACUGGCACGCACAACCCCGCACACACGCAAAGACCACAGAGACGUAGAUUUGCGGCAUUUUGUGAUGGCAGGCGUUGUGCACAGUGGAAGCUGAUGCCACUACGCGAUAGGGCGUUAUGUUAUUUCGCGACUAGUUUAUUUUCUUUACGCUGAACACUUAACAAUUCACCGUAUGAACGUAGGUUCUGUAAUUGCGCCGAAAUAAAGCCUGUAGCCAUGCGGUCGUGCACGAUAGGCGUACGCCGUUAGCGCGACUGUCGUGAUCCUCGUGACGAUAUUCUCAAACAGGCCUCCGGACGCACCGGAAAUAAUGGAGCCGACAACAAUACGAGAUUUGAAGCCAGGGAUGAAAAACCUCAGUAUUAUAUUCAUCGUACUGGAAAUAGGGCGGCCAAACAUGACCAAAGAAGGCCAUGAAGUUCGGACGUGCAGGGUGGCUGAAUCAGGAUCAAUUAAUGUCUCUGUUUGGGAUGAACCGGGCACAUGUAUUCAGCAGGGUGACAUUUGCAAGCUUACCAAGGGAUAUGCUUCCCUUUGGAAAGGCUGUCUUACUUUGUAUACUGGUAAAGGGGGUGACAUUCAGAAGAUUGGAGAAUUUUGCCUUCCCUUCAGAACACCAUUUAUGAGUGAACAACCAGAAUUCAUGCAGCAGUUGCAGGCCAAAUUGAAUGCCAACGUGGACCAACGGCGGUCGCCAACUUCACAAGUGGGUGGGGCCAGUGGCGACUCCCUAGGUGCUGCAGCCCUGCCCACCAGCCCCAGGUGA